UUUUUAUUAAUCCUUAUUCAACUAUUGAAUGGAUUAUUGUGUAAAUAUGAUAAAGAAUUAUUACGAAGUGGUUCAAUUGUUUAUGGUUUAGCAACCGUUAAUUAUACGAACGUUAAAGAUGCUACGGUGUCAACGUGUUCGUUACAGUUAAAACAAUUCGUUGAUGGGAUUGAGAAUCAAACUUUAUGGGCUUAUAGAUUAAUGGAUGCUAGUGGAAUUCCCACUGAAGGUUUUCUAUGGGGUAAUAAUUUCUGGCUAGGCCGAGAAACAUUAUGUUAUUUAUCUCAAAUUCGUGAGCCUCUUCCUAUUAGUGAUAAAUAUCCCACCUAUCAUAAUAUCACAGAAAAUGAUUUAUUUCCAUAUUCGGUUGAUUUUUUUGGUGCAUAUGUUCGACAUAAUUUUACAUUACAACAAAAGAUUAAUAUUUACGAUGAAUACACCAUCGAUAUUGGCUUAUGUUUACCAUCAGUAUGUGAACACCAAGAAAUUUCCGAACGUUUACAGUUGUAUUUAAAUGAAAAAAUAUUAAAUGUACAAAAUUUAUACGAUUUAGAUUUGAAAGUUACAAGAAUCAAAAGUAUCCGAGAUGAUUUUCGUUGGAUGAACACCAGAAAAUUCUUUAUAAUGAUAACUUUGAUUUCAUUAUUAACUAUAUUAACAAUUGUUGGCACUACAUAUGACGUAAUUAUACAUCAACCAAUCAGAAGAGCUAAGAAAAGACUUGAAGAAAACAUACAAAAUGAAAAAAAUUCAGAAAUUCAUACAAUUAGCGGGAAAAUGUCAUGCGGUCCUAACGAAUUAGUCCAAACGACAUCAAGUAUUUGCAUUUUACAAGCACAAAAUGAAAAUAAAACACCAAGGUUAUGGGUACAAUUUAUAUUAUGCUUUUCGUUUUACUCAAAUACAAAAGCUGUGUUGAGAACAAAAUUAGGUGAAAAUGGUUUAGCCUGUGUGCAUGGUUUACGUUUUGGUAGUAUGUUGUGGGUAAUUGUUGCCCAUUCGAUGUUCUACGCUGGUGAAUUUGCUACUAAUCGAAUUAUAGCAUUUACUAUGUCACAAUUAAUUAGUACACAACCAUUAGCCAAUGCACAAUUAUCGGUGGAUAGUUUCUUAUUUAUAAGUGGAUUUUUAGUUUCUUAUUUAUUUUAUAAAAAGAAAUUCACAAAAAUUGGUAAUAAAGCUGUUUCAUUAGGAAAAACUUUGACAGAAUUUAUUUUGGCGGCAUUAAACAGAUAUUUACGGCUUACUCCAAUCGUUAUAUUUGCAAUUGUCAUAUAUUCUGUAAUUUAUGAAUAUUAUGCGAACACAGCAAUCGUGGAAAUGGGUGAAGCAGUGCAUGAGAAAUGUUCCAAAUAUUGGUGGCGUAAUUUAUUAUACAUUGGAAAUUUAUUUGAUUGGAAUGAGCUAUGUUUAUCAUGGAGCUGGUAUUUAGCAGUUGAUAUGCAAUUCUUUUUAAUUUCAUUGAUUUUAUGCUUUGCAUCAUUAUUUUUAUUCAAAACAUCGAUAUUGAUUAUGAUUUUAUUAAUUAUUGGAUCAUGUUUAUGCACAACAUAUAUUUCAUUCGAAGCUAAAUUUAUUCCUACUUAUGAUGAAACAGUAAAUAAUUUGGGUCCAUUAUAUGCACGCCCCUGGAUACGAAUAGGUCCAUAUUUAAUUGGUGUUUUAACUGGAUAUUUUAUUGUUAAAAUUGAUAGAAAAUUAGAAAUCAAAAAGCCUUUGGUGAUAUUUUUAUGGAUUGUUGGACCUUUAUUAAAUUUAUACCUUUUAUAUGCACUCGUUAAUCGACGUUUACCAGUCGUUUAUUCAGCAUUCUAUUCUGGAUUCCAUCGAACUUUGUGGGGAAUUGGUUUAGCAUGGUUAACUGUUGCAUGUAUCACCAAUCAUGGUGGUAUUGUUAAUAAAGUGUUGUCAUGGCGUGGUUUUAUACCGUUGGGUCGUUUAGCAUAUUGUGCAUAUUUGCUGAAUCCAUUUGUAGUUACUUUUUAUUACCUGAAUAACGAACAAGGAAGUUACGUAACAUACGUACCAUUGGUUAUCAUGGGGACUUCCGUCUUAUUUGUAACGUUUUUCCUCGCAUUCUUCGCAACAGUUUUAAUUGAAUAUCCUACAACACGUUUAAUAAAGCUAGGAUUUUCAAAACGAUAAAAAAAUAACUUACAAGAUUCCACGC
Chrysoperla carnea is the source of this 2170-nucleotide messenger RNA. Its product is annotated as nose resistant to fluoxetine protein 6-like. Gene Ontology annotation, molecular function: acyltransferase activity, transferring groups other than amino-acyl groups. The transcript is spliced from 10 exons. The record is from RefSeq and is a predicted model, not a curated record. NCBI's taxonomy places the organism in Eukaryota, Metazoa, Arthropoda, Insecta, Neuroptera, Chrysopidae. Bases 202 to 2145 code for a protein of 647 amino acids.